This is a messenger RNA of Hyphopichia burtonii NRRL Y-1933, 690 nucleotides long. RefSeq lists its product as uncharacterized. The coding region runs from base 1 to 690 and encodes 229 amino acids. The transcript has a single exon. The record is from RefSeq and is a predicted model, not a curated record. Gene Ontology annotation, molecular function: SNAP receptor activity; SNARE binding. NCBI's taxonomy places the organism in Eukaryota, Fungi, Ascomycota, Pichiomycetes, Serinales, Debaryomycetaceae. Gene Ontology annotation, biological process: vesicle fusion; intracellular protein transport; Golgi to vacuole transport. Gene Ontology annotation, cellular component: SNARE complex; endomembrane system; membrane.
AUGGAUCCAUUCAAUGAAGUGGAAGAAGACUCGUGGUCACAGGUCAAAGCAAUACAGAAGUUCAUCAAUGAAACCAAUAAAAUAACAGAGGAAAGCAAGAUUGAUUUUACAAAUAAUUAUCAGGAGUUAGAAGAAACACUAGAGGACUUGAAACAAGCGGUUCAUAUAUCAGAAACCAAUCCAGAGCAAUUUGAUUUGUCUUCAUCGGACAUUGCUGAUCGUAAACGGAUUUUACACAAGCUAUCUACCACGAUAAAGAAUCUUGAACGAGAUUGGAAUGAUAAAAUACAUAAUCCCAAGAAGCUUAGGGAAAUAACAACCAUGUCAAACAGAAUAAGCCAGGAUGAUGACAAUGGACCAUUUGGGGAUGAGAAUAGAAUAGAUCGAGAAUUCAAUCAGUACCAACAACAAGAAAUGAUUAAUAGUCAAGAUUUACAAUUAGAUUCCUUACAUCGAACCAUGCAGAAUUUGAACCAGCAGGCCACCAUGAUGGGCUCGGAAUUAGAAGAUCAAACCUAUAUGUUAGAAGACUUAGAUCAAGAAAUGGACGUGGUCGGUAAUAAAUUACAAAGAGGUAUGAGAAGAGUAAGAUGGGUUUUAGAAAAUAAUAAAGGUGGUGCCAGUGACUGGUGCAUUGGGAUAUUGGUGGUGGCACUCAUCAUACUAUUGAUUUUACUUAUUGUAGCAUAG